CUAUCGUGAUGUAAUAAUGUGUAACAAUUUAUUUUAAUUAAAUAUGAUUUCAUUGCCUAUUUAUCUUUUAAUCAGUGUUAACUAUUUACUUCAUUGUUGAAAAUAUUUUGUUCGUAUAUAAGUUGCGGAAAAAUCCAUUGGAAUGGAUCACAUUCAUUUAAAUAACCAAAAUGUUCACACGUUUGGUUUCUUUACUUGUUGUAUACAUUAUAUCGACUCGAGACCUAUCGCAUUGUUGUCAAGUGAAGCAGUUUGCUGGCAAGGAUUCAUUUGUUUGUGUUUGCAAUGAAGCGUAUUGUGAUUCAAUUGUAACUGAACCCAAUUCUUUACCCGAUCAUUUAACUAUCUUUCAAAGUGAUGCUGCCUCACAUCGUUUCUCGAAGAGCAUAAUAAGUUUCAAUGAGUUACUCUUAGACUCAGAUGCGCUUGUCGAUGUACACAUUAAAGUCAACGGGACUGAUCGUAAACAGCAAAUCUUUGGCUUUGGUGGAUCUUUCACUGACUCAGCUGGUAUUAAUAUAAAAAAGCUUCCAGCCAAAUUGGUAGACCAGUUGAUUGAAAAUUAUUUUAGUGAAACAAAAGGACUUGGUUACACUUAUGGACGAGUACCCAUUGCUGCAUCUGAUUUUUCCCAAAGAUACUACACCUAUGCUGAAGUUGCAGACGAUUUCGAGUUGAAACAUUUCAAAUUAGCUCAUGAAGAUACACUUUACAAGAUCCCAUUGAUUAAAAAGGCACUCAGUGUAUCCAAAGAUCUUAGACUUAUCUCUGCACCAUGGGCACCACCAUCAUGGCUGAAAACAAGUCACAGACCAAAAGGACUUGGCAUUUUACAAGAUGAUCCUGGAAGUAAAUACUGGAAAACAUAUGCUAACUAUAUCGUAAAAUUCUUGGAGACUUACGUACAACAUGGGAUCCAUUUUUGGGGAGUGAGUCCUCAGAAUGAGCCUUCAACAGGAUUGAUGCCGAAUUGGCCCUUGAAUACAUGUGGAUUUUCUGGUCACAUGAUGAGAGAUUACAUUAAAAAAGAUUUGGGUCCAGCUCUGAAGAAAGCAGGUUUUGGUAAAGAUAAAGUGAAACUAAUGAUUUGGGAUGACCAAUUAUUAGACAUUAUGCCGUUCAUACGUGUAAUCCUCGAAGAUAAAGAAGCUGCUGAGUAUGUUUCAGGUGUAGCCUAUCAUUGGUAUUCUCGGCGUUUCUAUGAGUUAUUGGAUGAAAUCAAGAUGACCUACCCACAAGUCUUUCUACUUUCAACUGAAGGUAGUGAAGGAGUUUAUGCAGCUGAACGAGUAUCAUUGGGAAAUUGGACUCGAGCUGAAAGAUAUGCCACAGAUAUAAUUGAAGGUCUUAACCAUUGGUCAACUGGUUGGGUUGAUUGGAAUCUCGCUCUAGAUGAAAGUGGUGGACCAAAUUGGGUUAAUAAUUUCAUCGAUUCAAUGGUUAUUGUCAACAAUACUUCACCUGAAUACUACAAACAACCAAUGUAUUAUGUUUUUGGGCAUUUCAGCAGAUUCCUGAGGCCUGGUUCAACACGUUUGGGCCAUUCUAUCAUUAAGAAUAAUGCAGAAAAUGAAGUUAAGUUAACAGUUUUCCAGACUCCAACAAAUGAUACUGUUUUAACCGUUCUGAACAAGAAAAGUGCUCCAAUCAAAUUAACGGUUGAAGGUAUGAAUGUCAAACCAUUCACACUGACAUUCAGCCCUAAAUCAAUAACAACAAUUGUUAAUGCUUCUCAUUAAUUGCAUUUGGCUUGUAAUUUAAACUUAAUUUUGCCAAAAUUUUUCCUUCCUAAUAAAAAUUUAUAAUAUAACGAUAA
Messenger RNA from Tetranychus urticae (two-spotted spider mite), 1816 nucleotides. RefSeq names its product putative glucosylceramidase 4. The record is from RefSeq and is a predicted model, not a curated record. NCBI's taxonomy places the organism in Eukaryota, Metazoa, Arthropoda, Arachnida, Trombidiformes, Tetranychidae. Gene Ontology annotation, biological process: glucosylceramide catabolic process. Gene Ontology annotation, molecular function: glucosylceramidase activity.